This is a messenger RNA of Rhopilema esculentum, 4338 nucleotides long. RefSeq names its product enhancer of polycomb homolog 1. The record is from RefSeq and is a predicted model, not a curated record. Gene Ontology annotation, cellular component: NuA4 histone acetyltransferase complex. Gene Ontology annotation, biological process: regulation of transcription by RNA polymerase II. Lineage: Eukaryota; Metazoa; Cnidaria; Scyphozoa; Rhizostomeae; Rhizostomatidae.
UGCAUUGAACUGUGGGACGGUGUGCCAAGUCGAGGAAGCUUGCGUCCGCCAUGAUGCUUUUACAUUGAACUUUACAAAAGUUGACAUUGGAAAAUCGUGUGAAUCUCGAUAAGUUCGCAUCAAAAUGCUCUGGAAAAUACGCCAAAAAUACAAGAAUUAGGUCCAGUCAAUGGUCCAGGACAAGAAGGAAUCAUCCCGCUCGCAUUUUGGGUUUUAACCCAGGUUUUCUUUUAUGUGCAUUGGAGUCAUAAGCCGCAAUGAGCAAGUUGUCGUUUCGAGCCCGCGCAUUGGACUCGAACAAAUCCUUGCCGGUUUACCAUGCAAAGGACAUCCCAGACUUGGCAGAAUUCAGCUCUGUCAACAGAGUGGUACCUCAAAUGCCUACUGGCAUGGAAAAAGAGGAGGAAACGGAACACCAUUUGCAAAGGGCCAUAACUGCACAACAAAUUUAUGGAGAAGCUAAUAGGCGAAUCAUACCAACACCGGAAGCUGUUUUCAUUGAUGCCACUGUGAACCGAGUUCGGAAAAAGGAAUACCCAUUACCUAAACAACUGAUUCAUGUCCAAGCUUUCAAUCUUGAAGAUGAGUUACCUGAUUACGAUUUGGAUUCCGAAGAUGAAGCGUUUCUUGAACAUUUUAAUAAAGGCAGAUCAAAGGUUUUGGUUGCACUUGAUUUGGAAAAAAUGAUUGAUAAACUAGAGAAAGGAUGUGGUUCAUAUGCGGAGCUCUUAUCAUUUAAUGAAGCCAAGCUGCUGUUGAAACAUGAGGAUACUGAUUUGAUGGAGAGGGUCCAUGAAUAUUGGUGUAAAAAGAAGAAAAACACUGAGACACCCUUACUAACUCCUCAGGUGAAGACAGAGAAGAAAGAUGGAAGCACUGCACAUGACCCUUAUGUUGCUUUUAGACGACGUGUUGAGAAAAUGCAGACGCGGAAGAAUCGCAAAAACGAUGAAGCCUCAUACGAGAGGAUGCUAAAACUAAGACGAGACUUGCAUCGUGCCUGCAAAAUUCUCGAGUUAGUGAAACAAAGAGAGAAGAUGAAGAAAAGCAUACUGAAGUCUGUUGUCAAUGUAUUUGAGCACAGGUAUAAGAACGAAGACUUCACAGGGGAAUUGCUGAAGCAAUGUUAUCAUAUACUACGAGAUCGACAAGCGUACAUGGACCGACAAGUUGCAGAAAGAAGGCAAAUCGAGGAUCGGCUGCAAGGCCGUCAUCCGGAUGAUGCUCUACGCCCUGGCGAAACCAGUGAAGAACUGAGGAAAAGAGUGAGGGCACAGAAAAGGCUGCCUGGCCAGCUUGGUGAGUUGCCAUUCGAACCAGACGGCAUACAAUCACCUGAACUGCCCACCGAACCUGAUGACGACCCCCUGGGCUUGGAUGGUAAAUUCACUUUUAAAAGAAAACGUGGUGUCCUUUACCGCGCGCCACGCUAUGAUUCUGUUGGGAACUGGCCAUGGGUCCAUCCAGUCGAAGGUGGCUCAGGCGAUGUUCGUUACCGCUAUUGUUGCACUUCGAUUCGAAAGCCUCGACGGUGUAUCGGCUUUGCAAGAAGAAGGACUGGUCGCGGCGGAAGGGUGAUCUUCGACAGGGCGUGGACGCCUUUCGACGACUGUUCUUCGCUGAAUUCCAAAAAGGAACCAUCGAAAUCGACUCCUCCCAAUGGCAUGAUACCAGCUACGCAGGAUCUUCGUGUCCCCCCUUGGCCGCAUUUCAAGCCGUUUUCAGAUUUCUUGGACGACAAUGAUUCAAGCCCCAAUACCCCCGUGAAGAAAUUAAUAAACGCUCGAUUUCGCAAUGAUCCUUCAGAUACCUCCACUUUGCAAUCUAGCCCCAAGCUUUAUCGUUCUUUUUCCACUCAACCAACUUCGAAGUUUAGAGUGAACCCUUAUCCAACUAACGGAGUUUGCAUAAACAGUCAAACAUUUCUUUCUUCGCUAACCUCAAGCCUUACGAAAGUUCCUGAACCCCAUUCGCGAAAGCUAGGCUCGAACAGUGAUGCAACGAGUGCUGCCUGGCCAAACAAUCAUGUUGGUACAGUCUCAUUAUCGCAAAAUCAAUCAAUACAACGGACUCAGAAUAUAUCUAACGGGCAGGUUGUAAGUAGCUCGCAAAAACUCUCUUCUGGUGACCAGUAUCCCCAUUUACAUGGCAAUAACAGCUCAGUGUCAUUCCAUGGACAAACACAAACCAAUGGCCACGUAACUGGAUACAGCAACAACACAGGCCAUCCUAUGUCGUUUAUUCAUUCGAACACGCCAGCCAAUAAUCGUCUACCACCAACUGGGCCUUCAUCGGCUGUCUUCCAAUUGAACUUUCCAUUGCUUAAAACGAAAUCACAGAAUACGCCCCCAAAGGGUCACUUGAGCAGGAGGCUUGCGAACAGCGGCGAGAACGGCAAAGAUCACAGGAACAGCCAUAAGCGAAGCAGCCAGAUAAACAGCAUCGUCUCGACCGUGUCCAGUACUCAGUACCGCCAGUCGGUAUCGACGCUCUCAGGGACAAACUCAGCAAUUAACAUCGCCAGGGCCCAAGAGACACUGCCAGCUUUCAACACGUUUCGAAGACCUUCGACCGAACUGCCAAGCGCGGCUCCUGCUGCCGAAGUGAAAUGAGCAUGCCUCACUCGCCCUUCGCACUUUCACGCCUUUGAAUGUUUUAAUAAAUCUGGUACCAAUUGUACAUAGUUGUAAAUCAAUGCUAGGUAGGAUAUCUAUGUAUUGUUGUAAGUAUCAUCUGAGUGCAUUUCGCGACUUGCAUGGGGUUCUUCACGCUGUCCCCUGCUUUAUGCUAGCAGUUACCUAGUCCUUUCUCGAGCAGUGCGUGGCAACGUAAUUAUGCGCACUGCGGGGCAUAAAAGCUAUCUUUCUUAUUUUCUGAAUUAUUCUCUUUUUUCGUACAACUUCCAUCUUUGAAAUUCAACGUCCUUCCGUGUUUUUAUAGGAUAUAUUCUUAUAUUUUGAAAUUUGUUUUAUCGUUUACCUAAAUGAAAUCAUGUUUAUCAUAGUUUAAGACUGGGGUUGUGCUUAAACUAGCUUAAACAAAACGCUUUGCUUAUUCGAAAAAUUAUUUUUGCUUGGAGUGUACUUGUUUCUAUGAAACUAAUCCACAACCAACCAUUUUAUUUUUUAUGAAAUUUUUUCUUUCAUCUAGGAUGGAUAUAAACUCCUUUUAAGUAUUAUUACAUCUAAAGUUUGGUCAUUUUUUGUUCCCGAUCCUAUCUCUUUAUGACCAGCUCUUCAAUUGGCAAGCAACAUUUUGCUUAUUCUCAAAUAACACAACCUUACCAGCAAAACAUUAUUCGUAAUUUGUAGAUCACACUGCUGUUUGCAUUUGUAUCUGUCCACGCUUAUCUUCAAUUCACGGUCAACUCUACAAUGUUGAAAUUGCACAAGUUUUUACCAAAGUCACAUGUUUGUAAAAUGUUCGUAACUUAACAUUUUAUCUUCAGCUUAGUAACUUAAAGUCCUUAUUCAGCUUAGUAACGUAACUGUUUUAUUUCCCACUUUGUCCUCUAAAAACUUACAUUUUACUGCCAUAGGCCUAAAAACUUACAUUUUACUGACAUGUGCCAUAAAAAGUGUCCCUGCAGUCUUUUUAUUUCUUAUGCUGUCAAGGUGUCUAGUCUAGUCUAUAUUUUUUAGCUAGUUUGUUAGUUGUGGAAUUUAACUUUUAUGGCUACUUGCAUUCUAAAAAGCAACUCCAAAUAAUUUUCUUUUAAAAAACGCUUUUCUUAGAACAUCAGACUUCGUGGUUUUAGCUUAAACACUUUGUCGCGGGCUUUUAUUUCAAAAUUUCUUUUCUAUGUGCUUGAAACGAUCGUAAUUGUUUCUGUUACCCGUGAAACCUUUUUUUAACUUGAGGCCUACGAGCUUUAUGGGGGUAUAGUUGUUUUAUACGGGGAAAUUUCUAGGGUAGACAGAACUGUUAGGGGUUUUAACGACGUUUCAAAGUAGUGUUUGAAAAUUACUGCCUGUGUUGUAAUGUUUUCAGUUUUGUGCAGUUUGGUCUUGCAAGUCAGUUGAAAAUGCACUCAUUUGAUUGUUCUUUUGAAUACCCUCAUUCGUAUUGAAUGAUUUAGAGUUUGUCAAAUGCACUUUUACUAGUCAAAUAUAACCCAAUGUCUUCGUCUCAUUUCCAUACGUCUCAAUUUGAACAUAUCGAUAAGAAAUGUGGCUGGAAGAUAUCGCCGUGUCUGUCUUUCUUGUUAAAGUACUGGCCUGCCCGCGUUUGUGUUUCUAAUUAUUUAUGGUACUACCUUUUCCAAAGAGGUUUUGACACUAUCAGAUAAUAAUGGGGAAUACCCAGCAAAUAAUGUACCAAAUAUUGGUCCAAGCAUUG